CACCUGUGAAGUCUAACACGCUUUCGGAAAGUUCGAAAAGUAUAAAAUAUUUAAAAUGGUGCGAGCUUGGUUUAUGAACUAUGACACGUCUGUUGAUCAGAGAGAACCUCAUCAGUUCGACCCCCCGCAGCCAGUAAGUCUCGAAGAACUGGAAAAACUCGGUCUAUUAUACUUUCAGAUCAAAAACACAGAUGAUGUGGAAAAGGACGAGGUGUUACAGAAGGUGCGUAAGGAACGUGGCUACUCAUAUGAAGAUCAUAUCACCUGCUCAAGGGAGAAACUUCCUAAUUAUGACGAUAAGCUAAAGAUGUUUUUCACAGAGCACCUUCAUGCUGAUGAAGAGAUACGGUUGUGCACUGACGGCAGCGGUUAUUUUGAUGUACGUGACGGAAGUGAUAAGUGGAUUCGUAUCCAACUAGUUAAAGGAGAUAUGAUAAUUCUGCCGGCUGGAAUAUAUCACAGAUUUACCCUUGAUUCCAAUAACUACAUUGAGGCGAAACGAUAUUUUGUUGGUGAACCGGUCUGGACACCACACAAUAGACCAAAUGAUGAUCAUCCUGCCAGAAAACAAUACUUACAGUCCCAUGGUGGAGAAAACACCACACAGACAAGAGGCUAGGAUACCAGCAUGUACACCAGCAUUUACAACAUUGAUAUGAUACCAGGCAUUCAUGUGCAAAAAUAACUUGUAUACACUUUAUAAUAUGCUGUAAUUUUAGAGGGAAAAAAAAUCAAAAUGUGGUAAAUCCUCAUAUUUCUUCAAAGCAUUAGAUUAUAAGCAGCCAUUACUGUGUAGUGGAAAAUGGCAGUUGAUUUUCAUUUGAACAACAUUAAUUUAUGGUUGUUUAAGUAUUUUAGAUAUUAUUCUAGUAUAUUUUUACACAAAUUGCAGUAUGCUAUUUAAUGUAAUAGUCGGGUAAAACACUGUAAAUGUAUAAAUGUGCUAACUAAUGUAUCUAGGUGGAGGGAUUCAACUGUACUUUAUCAAAGUUAUAUUAAGAAAUAGUAUAUCUCAAACAGUGAUUUGUCAGUGAAUGAAAUCAUUGUUUGUCAUUAAUGCAUAUUAUAAUUAUGUCCCUUGGGCUGCUCCAGAGUGAUAUAAUAGUGUGCAUUUGAACGACGAACAGAAUUAAUCACUGUUUGAGAUACGUUAUUCCAAUUCUAAUAUGUUAUCAAGAAUUAUUAUAUACAUCUUUGAAGAUAUUUACCAAAUAUUUGCCGGUUGUGUUUGGUUUUCUUUUUGAUGUUUGAUCUUACCACAUUAUAAUUUUGACAUACAAAUAAUUGCAAUUUAUGCCUACCGUACUCUCUUGAUAUGCACCUGUAUUGACAUUCUGUAUCGUUAGACAUGUUUGACUCAAAAGUAAGUUUACACAAUCACAAUUUAAUUCCAGAAAAUAAGAGACAAGCAUUUUCAGAAAAAUACAAUUAUUCGUUAUUUCAAUGAAUUUAAAAAAAAAGAAAGUUGAUAUGCUGAAUUUUAAUCUUACACUAAAUCUAUUUGAGCCAUGCCAUGAGAAAACCAACAUAGUGGGUUUGCGACCGGCAUGGAUCAAGACCAGCCUGCGCAUCCGCAGGCUGGUCUGGAUCCAUGCUGGUCGCAAACCCACUAUGUUGGUUUUCCCAUAGCACGGCUCAUUUAUAUGUUUCUGUCCUCUAUGAAGUUCACUUACGUUUAAUGUCAAAUAUAAAAAUGAAACUGAAAGGAUAGGCUACUUGUAAUCUUUGAACUGGAAGAAUUUUUCAGUAGCUUUUUGACAUCUAAUAAGCAGGUUUUCAAUUUACUUGUGGAUUUCACGUAACAUGUUAGGUUUUAUCAUUAGAAAUCUGAGUUGGUUAUAUUGAUGUUUGAAAAUUCAAUUUUAGUGUUUAUCAAAUUAUGUUUGAAUACGCAAUAGGGUUGUGUGCAAAGCGAAAUGUUCUAAGAUGAGUUACAAAAUACAGUUGAACUUUGUAUGCUCGAACUCAGAUCAUUCGACACCAUCCUUCUCUCACAGUCAUCCUCAAUUCCAGGCAAAAUUCCUCUAAAAUUACCAUGUAUAAUAGAUAGCUUGAACUGCCGAUAAUUCCACCAAAUUUAGACAAUCCCGUUGAGUUCGAGUGAACAGAGUUAGACUUUAAAUACAGUAGAAAUUCCAUUUUUAUAAAUAUGAAGAAUGGGUAUCAAUUUCUAUUACAAUUUAUUAUAUUUAUUGAGCAGCAUAAGCCACUAAGUGUCGGAAUGAACCAGGCAGAUUUUUGGUCUGUCAGCACCUCACAACACCUUUGCAGUGUAAAGCUAAAAUUUACUUUGUAAACUGAUUUUUAUUGGGAAAAAAGGGAGUCACAGUUAUUUGACAAAAAUUGAAAAAUAAAUGUUACACUUGUAAAUGGCUGUUCAACUUGUACAAAAUUUGGUAGGAAUUGUAGGCCAAGGAAAUGCAUAAAUAAAACAUGUACUAUAUCAAUAUGAUGCAGGCGUCUUUGAUUGACUAAAAUCAGCCAAAAAAGUGUUAUUUUUUAUACUUACAGCAUUUUUGUUCUUUUUUUCUGCAAGAACAGUGAUAACAUUUGUUUGUUUAUGUAACCUAUGCAGACUCCCUUGGGCUAUGUUGGUACACUCUCCUAUGCACCAACCAGUUUGGUCCAGUUUUUCAGAUGUUGUUACACAAAAACAUGGAAUAACCAUACAGUAUCAAGGAAAUAGCAGAUCCAGAUAAGUUUCAGAUUAGUGAUUUCUGUUGGGUUAUGAAAUAAUGUGAAUGUAGGUGGAUUUAUAUUUCCUACUGCUUUAAUGUUUCUUUUGACUCCAGAUCAUGUGUAAAGUAGAACUUACAUGGUAGUUGAUAAAUGUUUUUACAUACAUGUAGCUGUGUGCCAUUUCUGUUAACAAUAUUAUUUUGGAGGCAUUAUUUUAAUGUAAUUUUACAUAUAGAUAAACAUGUAAUCAAAGAAUUAAAUAUUUUGUUUAAAAUGGU
Mercenaria mercenaria is the source of this 2957-nucleotide messenger RNA. RefSeq names its product acireductone dioxygenase-like. The record is from RefSeq and is a predicted model, not a curated record. The coding region runs from base 56 to 619 and encodes 187 amino acids. The transcript has 4 exons. Gene Ontology annotation, molecular function: acireductone dioxygenase [iron(II)-requiring] activity. NCBI's taxonomy places the organism in Eukaryota, Metazoa, Mollusca, Bivalvia, Venerida, Veneridae.